AUGGCAGCGACGCGAGCGUGCUUGCUCCUUGUCGUCGUGGCUCUCACGUUUCUCUUCUUGGAGGGCCGGGCGGCGGUGGCGCCGGCGACUGCAGGGAGUUUCGUGCAGCGCCGGCGGGAGAGCCGAGAUGGGGAUGUCAUAGACUGUGUGCACAUCUCCAAACAACCUGCAUUCGACCAUCCUCUUCUCAAGAACCAUACUAUCCAGAUGUGGCCUUCUUACCAACCAGGAGACAUGUAUCAUGACCCCAACUUCACACCUCAUCCAAUCACCCAAACAUGGCAUCAAAAUGGAAAGUGCCCUGAGAACACGAUACCGAUCCGAAGGACCAAUGAGGAGGAUGUUCUAAGGGCCAGUUCCAUCAAGAGAUAUGGCAAGAAAAUGCCUUGGAGUAUUCCAAACCUCAAUUCAAUCAAUGACCCUGACACACCCAAUAUAUUGAGGGGCCACCAGCAUGCCGUAGCAUCGACAAGUAUUGAUAAAUGCCAAGGAACGAGAGCAACCUUCAAUUUGUGGCAACCAAUGAUUGCGAGGGCCAAUGACUUCAGCUUGGCCCAGCUCUGGAUCACUGGGGGUUCCUAUAGUGGCAAUGGCCUCAAUACCAUUGAAGCAGGAUGGCAGGUCUACCCAUAUCUGUAUAAGGAUAACAAUACUAGACUCUUCAUCUAUUGGACUCGUGAUGGAUAUCAUACAACAGGUUGUUACAACCUAAUGUGUCCAGGGUUCAUCCAGACGAACAAAAAUAUCGCCAUUGGUAGCAGCAUCUCCCCAGUAUCCACCUAUGGUGGCACACAACAUGACUAUGAUAUUUUAGUUCGGAAGGACCCAAAGGAUGGCAAUUGGUGGCUGCAAGUGGAAGGUGAUUGUGUGGGGUAUUGGCCAUCGUCCAUCUUCUCAUACUUAGCCAAUAGUGCCUCUUCUGUACUGUGGGGUGGUGAGGUGUUUUCACCUGAGGCUGGACAAACUUCCACACAGAUGGGCAGUGGACACUUCCCCGAGGAAGGGCUCGGUAAGGCCAGUCAUAUCAAGAACAUCCAAGUGAUAGAUUCGUCAAACAAUCUCAAAUCGCCAAGUGAUGUGGGCUUGAUAGUUGAGCAGCGGAACUGCUAUAAUGUGCAAAGUGGUAUCUCUAGCGACUUGGGCAAUUACAUCUACUAUGGGGGACCCGGGAAGAACCCUAACUGCUCAUGA
This is a messenger RNA of Triticum dicoccoides, 1191 nucleotides long. RefSeq lists its product as uncharacterized. NCBI's taxonomy places the organism in Eukaryota, Viridiplantae, Streptophyta, Magnoliopsida, Poales, Poaceae. The transcript is spliced from 7 exons. The record is from RefSeq and is a predicted model, not a curated record. Bases 1 to 1191 code for a protein of 396 amino acids.